Molecule: messenger RNA, 1698 nt
Organism: Rangifer tarandus platyrhynchus (Svalbard reindeer)
Lineage: Eukaryota; Metazoa; Chordata; Mammalia; Artiodactyla; Cervidae
Source: the annotation of a GenBank genome assembly
AUGCCAGGGAAGCCCAAGCACCUGGGUGUCCCCAACGGACGCAUGGUUCUGGCUGUCUCCGAUGGAGAGCUGAGCAGCACGACUGGGCCCCAGGGCCAGGGCGAGGGCCGAGGCAGCUCCCUCAGCAUCCACAGCCUCCCCAGUGGCCCCAGCAGCCCCUUCCCCACCGAGGAGCAGCCUGUGGCCAGCUGGGGCCUGUCCUUCGAGCGGCUGCUACAGGACCCACUGGGCCUGGCUUACUUCACUGAGUUCCUGAAGAAGGAGUUCAGUGCUGAGAAUGUGACUUUCUGGAAGGCCUGCGAGCGCUUCCAGCAGAUCCCGGCCAGCGACACCCAGCAGUUAGCUCAGGAGGCCCGCAACAUCUACCAGGAGUUCCUGUCCAGCCAGGCGCUGAGCCCCGUGAACAUCGACCGGCAAGCCUGGCUCGGCGAGGAGGUGCUGGCAGAACCGCGACCGGACAUGUUCCGCGCCCAGCAGCUUCAGAUCUUCAACUUGAUGAAGUUCGACAGCUAUGCGCGCUUCGUCAAAUCCCCUCUGUACCGCGAGUGCCUCCUGGCGGAGGCCGAGGGUCGCCCUCUGCGGGAACCUGGCUCCUGGCGCCCCGGCAGCCCAGACGCCACGAGAAAGAAGCCGAAGCUGAAGCCCGGGAAGUCGCUGCCGCUGGGCGUGGAAGAGCUGGGGCAGCUGCCGCCUGCUGAGGGCCGCCAGCUCCGCAAGUCCUUCCGCAGGGAACUAGCCGGCGGGACGGCCAACUCAGCUUUGCGCCGUGAGUCCCAGGGAUCGCUCAACUCCUCCGCCAGUCUGGACCUGGGCUACCUUGCCUUUACCAGCAGCAAAUCUGAGAGCCACCGGAAGAGCCUUGGGAGCUCAGAAGGUGAGAAUGAAAGCCGACCAGGGAAGUACUGCUGCGUAUACCUGCCUGAUGGCACAGCCUCCUUGGCCCUGGCCCGACCCGGCCUCACCAUCCGUGACAUGCUGGCAGGCAUCUGUGAAAAACGAGGCCUCUCUCUACCUGACAUCAAGGUCUACCUGGUGGGCAAUGAGCAGAAGGCCCUAGUCCUGGAUCAGGACUGUACCGUGCUGGCAGACCAGGAAGUGCGGCUGGAGAACAGAAUCACCCUCGAGCUCGAGGUGUCGGCGCUGGAGCGCCUGGUGCGGAUCUCGGCCAAGCCCACCAAGCGGCUGCAGGAGGCGCUGCAGCCCAUCCUGACAAAGCACGGCCUGAGCCCGCAUCAGGUGGCGCUGCGCCUGCCAGGCGAGAAGCAGCCGCUGGAUCUGGAGAAGCUAGUGAGUUCGGUGGCCUCCCAGAAAUUGGUUUUGGACACUCUCCCAGGUGUGAAGAUCCCUGAGGCUGGCGACAUACCCCCCUGCCACAGCCAGGGUGGACCGCCUAGAAUCCAGGAUAAGGCCACCAACCUCCCUCCACCGUCCCUGAACUCACUGGCCCAAGUGCCCAGUAGUAUCACUGGAAAGCGGCAGACCUGUGACAUUGAAGGCCUGGUGGAGCUGCUGAACCGAGUACAGAGCUGUGGAGCCCAUGACCAGAGGGGCCUUCUGCGCAAAGAGGACCUAGUGCUUCCAGAAUUUCUGCAGCUGCCUGCCCAAGGACCCAACUCCCAGCGGCCUGAACCCCAAGUGGAAUCAGCAGCCCAGCCCAAGGGGAGCGCCUCGGACUCCACUGUCCACUCUGCCCUCUGA